Messenger RNA from Hyaloscypha bicolor E, 837 nucleotides. RefSeq lists its product as uncharacterized. Gene Ontology annotation, cellular component: fungal-type vacuole; membrane. Gene Ontology annotation, molecular function: xanthine transmembrane transporter activity. The record is from RefSeq and is a predicted model, not a curated record. Gene Ontology annotation, biological process: xanthine transport; transmembrane transport. NCBI's taxonomy places the organism in Eukaryota, Fungi, Ascomycota, Leotiomycetes, Helotiales, Hyaloscyphaceae. The transcript has a single exon. The coding region runs from base 103 to 528 and encodes 141 amino acids.
GAUUAAACGCUAAUAGGAUUCUUUUCUUUUCAACAUGUUCUUGCAAUGUUGGCCGGAGUGUGAGUUGAGCAUGAAUAAAGCUUUUGUGUUCGUCCCUAACCUAUGAAUGGCAUAACUCCCCCAAUUAUUCUCGAAUCUGCAGCGGGCUUCAGCAUUUCUACAUCUCAAUACCUUAUCUCGACCUCUCUCAUAGUUUCUGCGCUUCUCUCCGCACUCCAAAUCACGCGCUUGUACCUCUGUGGGCUAAACGGUAUGCUAGCUUGUUUGUGUACUGUUACACCUAGGUCGACAUUCGCACAGAACACUAGCGUUGUUGCAUUGACUCGCUGUGCAAACCGGAAAGCCGGCUAUGCCGUCUGUUUCUUCUUGGCUGUGAUGGAUAUCUCCUCCAAGUUUGCAGCCGCCCUCGUCGCCUUCCCGGCGUCAGUUCUAGGAGGCACGACAACCUUCCUCUUCUCUUCUGUCGCCAUUUCAGGCAUCAGGCCACCUCAGCCGUGUCGCUCACACGUCGCACCCGUUUCGUCUUGACCGCUGCGAUGUCUCUGGGUUUUGGGGCUACCUUUGUACCAUCGUGGUUUUCGUAUGUCUUUAUUUAUACAAGAGACAAUCGUGCAAAGGUUGGCUUCCUUGACGUAAUCGUCUUGGUGAUAGAGACCGGCUUUGCUAUCACUGCGUUCCUUGCCAUCAUGUUGAACGUGAUUAUCUCAGAGGACCAAGAGGAGGAGAUGGAGAGUCUAAUGAGAAAUGAUGGGCAGGAGGAAGCAGAACCCCGGACUUUAGAUGCUAUUGGCCGGAAAAGUGCUGGUCGACGGCAGUCAAAAUGAGGAAAUAGAUUCG